Molecule: messenger RNA, 7978 nt
Organism: Oenanthe melanoleuca
Lineage: Eukaryota; Metazoa; Chordata; Aves; Passeriformes; Muscicapidae
Gene: SLC39A13
Product: solute carrier family 39 member 13
Exons: 9
Coding region: 4239-5333 (364 amino acids)
Biological process (GO): intracellular zinc ion homeostasis; zinc ion transmembrane transport
Cellular component (GO): membrane
Molecular function (GO): zinc ion transmembrane transporter activity
Source: RefSeq, a predicted model, not a curated record
GAAAAGAGUAAUAGAUAGAGGCAUGGUCAUCAUGUCAAUAUUUCAUUUUCUCUUUUCCAGUAGGUUUUUGCCUUGGGAUUUCAAUUUUGUCCAUGUUUUUUCAGUCACUGCCUGCUACAGAGGUGCUCAGUGAGCCAUGUGAGGUAGGGGAGGCCUUUAGAACGUCAUGGAUCUCCUGGCUUGGUGUGCAGCUUCCUCUGCCCCUGCUCAGGAGCCUGUAAAUGGCAAAUUCUCAUUUAUUUGUUCUUUCUGGGCUGGAAAAACCUAAUGGUUAUUCCAGUCCUGAGGCAGAUGCAGGAGGAGCUGAGCAGACCUGAGUCAGACACGUGGUGCUCUGGAGAGUGCUGCCAGUGGUCGUGGUCACCACGCUGUGGAUCAGGCACAGCUGGGAGCUGUGAUCCCCACCGGAGAAUUGUCAAAACCCAUCAGUAAACGACCUGCUGACUGUUUUUCUCCCAGGGCUGCAUGCUCUUAAGUAUGUGAUAAACCCUUCUUGAGAAAACAUAUCUCCAAACCUCUGCCUCAUGACCAGAGAUGUCUCUGAGAACAUGCAGUGCUUUCUCUAGAAAUUUCUCAAGACAUUCUCUGACUGGGUUUCUAAAACAGAUGCUGUUGUCUAAAAUUAAGGGUAGGUAGAGACUUCCUCCACCCUUUGCAACUGUUUUGACAGGGUAUUAUUUUCCUCUUGAGCAUUUUUUUCCUAUGACUGUGUUUUCACUGCUUAUUUUUUCCCUCUUAAAUACUUGUCAUAGGAGCAACCAAUUUGAAUGCUUGAAUUUACAGACUUUGCUAAUGUACUAAUGAGAUGGAGAAGCAAAGGGGCUGUAGAAAUAAAAAGUGCUGCUAUUUUUUUUUUUUUUUUUUUUUUUGAGCAAGUGGUUAUGAUGUGUUAGGAACAAGGAAAUGCUGGGAAUAUACUCUAAACAAUUAGUUGGACACAAAGAGCAGUUCAGGUGUGUCUUGGACAAUACACUGAGUUUCUCAUAGAUGUUUUAUAAACAGGAGGAAUUUAUUGCAUGAUGUAAUGAUGGUCUGGCUGCAUGGGAGUAAAGAAAUGUGCUGCUUUUUCCUCAUGUCAGUAACAGCAGAAUAAAGACCUGUGGGCCAAAAAAGUUGACCAGCACUAAUGUGAGUUAGGGGAAUCAGUUUUCCACACCUUUAUACCCAUUUGUUUUCCACCACCAACCCCUUUUUGAGGAACCUUAUCCCUUCUGUGGCUGGAAGAGGACGUGAAGCCAGUAUGCAAACCUUUUUCAGAGUCCUGGACAUGCCCUUUGUCCUGUGUGCUACUGCAUCUCACUCUCUAAGACCCUUCCAGGUGUCCUUUGGGGCUUUUGUGAGUUGUGAGUGUGGAGAAUGAAAUGCAAGAAAUCAACCUGUUGAAUCAGUUGCACUGUUUACUUUUCCAGAUUGAUUCUCAAAAGCUGUGACAGUGUUACAGAGGAGAUUUGUGCUGCUUCCCAUCAUUGCUGAGCUGUGUGUGUUUGUUGCUUCUUCAUAGGCAUGUGUAGUUGUAUAAAUUCUGAUUUAUUUUUGUUGUGUUCCUCACAAAGUUCUUAGUCAUUUUAUAGGUGUAAUCCUAUCCUAAAGGAUGAGGACAUCCAUCAGGCCCACUCCAGGGCUGGAAGGAGUGUAGGCCUGGAGAACUUCAAAGAAGGGAAUCUAAUCUUUGCAAUGAAAUGGUGUCUGCAUCAGCUGUUUCUUUUUCUCAAAAUAAACAAAAAAACAAACGAAAAAACCCCAACAAAAAAGAGUGCUGGAGAUUCUGCAUCCUAGAUAACCUGUUUCAGUGUAUCCCCAUUUUGACACUAUGUAUAUUCAUUUUUUUAUAUUCAGGCUAAAUCUUGUUUGCCAUUUAAACUGAUGUGGCAGAAGAGUUGAGCACUUUCCCCCUUUCUUGUGACUUUUAAUGUAUGCAGGCUGUUCUGUUCCUUUGGUGUUAUCUUUUGAAGACUAAACACAUCCAGGUCUUUCAGUCAUUUUUCCAGGUCGUGCUCUCUACACUCUAGUUUUUUUUUCUUUCCACUGCAGUGUCUCAGAUUUUUGCAUAUGUUUUAUGAGGAAGAGUAUGUGGGGCUGGAUGUGGUCUGUUGGCUAGUCUCACCUGUGACACCUACAGUGGCACUACUGCUGUGUCCCAGGAUGACAUUUACCCUUUUUGUAGCAACAUAAUCCUGCUGGCUUGUAAUUAAAUUCACAAUCAGUGUGUGCUUUUACUUUGUGGCAUGUGGGAAAUACUGUUCUCUCAUUUCCAUUUGAUUCCACACCCUUAGUGUGCUGGUUUGUAAUGAUCUUCUACUGAGGUUGCUUUGGUAGUGGGUUAUAGUUAGGUGUGGGGUUCCUGCAGCCAGAUCAAAACACUGCAGUAAGAUGCUCCAAAACCCUGAGCUGCUUUGAACUUGCUGUGUUGAGGGAUUUUAUUUUUUUGUUGUAAGAAAAAAGUGAUAGCAGUAGUGGUCCUUGCUCAACCAGCCAAGCCAGUGCCUUCAGUGAUUCCUUCUUGCAUCCCUGCUCCUGAAAUCCGUGGUCACUGUGCUUGGAGAUUGGUCUUCUCCUUCAGAGAAGCCGUGGGACCCUGUCCCUUAAUUUCUUUUUGAUGCUUUUGAUUGCAGCUUGGCCUUCCUCCUGCGGUGUUUUUGUACAGGGACUGAAAUUGGCAAAGGGCCAUGAGUUUAGAAAAGUAGAUUUUCCUGCUCGUUUGUUCUGAUGCUGCUCACUGGUGGAGUCUGGUGUGAGUGUGGAGAGGUGAUGCUUCAUGAAGGAGGGGGGGACAAGGGGCAACACUGCCCUUUUCAUCCACAGCCUUAGAUUGGCUCCAACACCCUGAAUUAUGUCUUGAGAUUUUCAGGUCCCUUUCUAUCUGGCUGUUACUUAAUGCUUUGAUAUCUUUAUCAAUUUCUUAUCUUAUAGGUAACUACAAACUGAUCAUUUAAUUUGAUCAAGAGUCCUUCAGAGGAUUGAAGUUACUGGUGUGUAACUUCUCCCACCUUAUUUUUUUCCUUUUGUAAAGGUAGGUGAGGCAUGAUGCUUCUCCAGCCUUCCUGUGACCUCCCCAUACUCCUGUAAAUUUUCAAACAUGGUCACUGAUGCUUCAGAGAUUAGACUGGUUUCUUAUAUGCUUUCAGCAUGCAGAUGAAUGCUGUUAUUACCUCUCAAGAGCUGUUUUGUGAACAUUUGUUAGGUCUAUCUUUUUCUAACCCACCAUUUUCUCCCAUUUCCAAAUUAAUUUUGCUUGUCACAUUUCACUUUUUCUUCUGGAGAUUGAAGGAACAUUUGUAUCUCAGCCUUUACAUCAUUUGCCUUCCUUCCCUCUUUGUCAAUGAGUGUAAUUAUCUUUAUUUUUCUCUUCUAACGUGCCCUCUUCUCCAGUUCUCUUGUGACUGCAGAGCUCUUACUAACAGCUGUGCUGAUUUUGACUAAGAGACCAUCUACUCUUCUACUAAAGGAUAAAAACAGGACAAGUAGAUGUGGUAUUUUUCAAGUACAUUUCAUUCUCCAGCUCUCUCAUAUCAGGGAAUUUCCUGAGUCUAAUGUGAGCUGUUUAGCCAUUAACAAUCAAUAGAUUUGUCUUUCUAGUACUUGUCCUGUCUUUGGAUGAGUGCAUGUGAAAUUUUUCAUCAUUUUAGGAGAAGUACUACUGCACAAGUUACGUGCUGAUGAAGGGUCAUGUUUGUUUGUUUGUUUUGGAGCUGACCCUCACUGGCUCCAUGUGGAUGGAUGUCACCACUUGUGUCUGAUGAGGUGGUGAAUAAUCUACCCUGUUUCCCAUCUUUUCACCACCCAUGAGUUUACACACCUCUGUUAUGUUGCCUGUCUUGCAUCCUAAUUUGUUACAGGGGUGCUGUUCCAUGGCAAAGAGAAGCCUUACCUGGUAGCAUCUCUGGUCAAUACCUUUUCCUGGAGCCUUGGAACACUGAAGGGCAAGAACAAGGGUACUUGGAGUUCUUGUCCAGCCCAUCUGAAGGAAAAUAGUGAAAGCUUGAUGCUUUCCCAAGAUGUCUCAUUUCGUACACCCAUUGAUAAAGAGCCUCUUCAUCCUUUAGUGCUGUGUUGAAAUCAAGAAGAGUUUCAGGUGUUCCUCAUGGGUAUUCAUACCUGUGCUAAGACACUGAAGGGAGGGCUUGGUGUGGCCAAGGCUUUUCCUCUGGGAUAGUGGAACAGAGGGUUGAGCAUGUUUUCAGGACUGCUUUCCCCUUCUCUUUUCAGAGAUUGGCCAGCCCGGCUGAGACCGCUUAGCAAUGACAAAACAAAAACUGCUGCUUGAUGGGACGCUCUCCUUGUUCCUGAUUGCGGCCUGUGAAGCUCAGCAGCUCCCCAGGAGUCAUGGUGCUGCUGGCUCUGGCUCUGUGUGUGACAAGGAGGCAGAGUCCUGGGGACACCUGUUCAGCAGCGAGCGGCUGGAUGCUUGGAUCUGUUCCCUCAUCGGCUCCUUCAUGGUGGGGCUGAGCGGGGUCUUCCCCUUGCUGGUGAUCCCCCUGGAGACGGGAGCUGCGCUGCGGUCAGAGGCUGGGUCACACCGUUUGAAGCAGUUGUUGAGUUUUGCAAUUGGUGGACUGCUGGGAAAUGUUUUUCUCCACCUGCUUCCUGAAGCCUGGGCCUACACAUGCAGUGCAACAACAGGAGAAGGGCAGAGCUUUCAGCAGCAGAAGCUUCUGGGUCUCUGGGUGAUCAUUGGUUUCCUGACCUUCCUGGUGCUAGAGAAAAUCUUCCUAGAGAAAGAGGAGGAGUAUCCUGGUGUGGACUGUGAUUCCAAAGCACCAUCUGGAAAGAUUCCCAAUGGAAGUGGCUGCCCCCUGCCAAAGGGGUCCUCUCAAUCCCAAAGAGCACGAGCUCAGUGUAAUGGCUCCUCUCUCCAGCCUGGUCCAAAAAACAACAGAAUCAAGAUUAGUGGAUACCUCAAUCUGCUGGCCAACACCAUUGAUAACUUCACACAUGGCCUGGCAGUAGCAGCCAGCUUCCUGGUUAGCAGAAAGGUUGGGUUCCUAACCACAAUGGCCAUUCUCCUGCAUGAAAUCCCACACGAGGUUGGAGACUUUGCAAUCCUACUUCGAGCUGGCUUUGACCGCUGGAGUGCAGCCAAGAUGCAGCUUUCCACAGCUCUGGGGGGAAUUCUUGGAGCCUGCUUUGCAAUAUGUGCUCAGUCACCAAAAGGAGCAGGAGAAACAGUAGCCUGGAUCCUCCCUUUCACUUCUGGAGGAUUUCUGUACAUUGCCUUGGUAAAUGUUGUGCCUGAUCUCCUGGAGGAAAAGAACCCUUGGAAUUCCCUGCAGCAAAUUCUGCUCCUGUGCACGGGCAUUACAGUCAUGGUGCUACUCGCGCUCACAACGGAGUGAGCUCUGCGCAGACCUCAUGAUGCUCCCAGAGCCGCCACAUGGCUCUGAGCUUUACAAAGCAAUAAGGAACACUAAUGUUACUUCCUACGUGUGUGUGCGCAGAUCUGGCUGCUAGUAUGAGAAGCAGGUGAGAGAGAGGUCUGGCUGUGCAAGACUUCAUUCCCUGGCUCUCCUAUCCCUGUUCUGCUAAAAUCCACACGAGGGCUUCUGUUCUUUUUUCUUUUUUUUUUUUUUUUUUUUUUUUUCGUUGUUUUUUAUGAAGCAAAAGAUACACUGGGCAGAAACGAACUGAACAACUGCUCCACUAUGAAAGAAGGAUGUUUUAUUCGGUUCAGUCCGAUGGAACUGCACCUCCCAAGCUCUUGCAUGAAAACAACAGAGGUGAUUCCUGUAGCUGAUGAAGAUAAAGGAUUUUUCCUACCACUUUAAGGGCUGGAGGCAGAACAGGCAUGAUAAAACAACAAUAAACAGCUUUAGCCAGAGCCCCCUACCCAUGAGAUGUUGAUGGUGCUAUGAGAUAGAGGGGAAGAGACCCUUUCCAACUUGAUAUCCAGCUGUUCAUUAACACCACUUGUUCCUAAAGAUAGUAUUGGCCUCAGCAAUCCAGCUCUUUUGGUCUAUUUUGUUUACAGUGAAAUUGAGCCAAAAGCUUGAGGCACUUUUGGGUAGGUCACUACAAUUGAAUGGCUCAGCUUAGAGGUUACUUGUCCAGCCCUAACCACACCAGUAGCCAGCACAGCCCAACUGUUUAUGUGAUAAAUGAUCAGUAAAUAUUUCUUCAAUUGCCAACUACCAGCUCACUCACAUCUGGAGGGAAAGCCAUGUAGCUGUUGUGACUGAGGUCCGUCUCCUCAUAACCAUUAGCUGAACACUCUUCUGAGCCUGCUCAUGAGACCUGAUUCAUGCACCAUCUGCCCCACACCGUGUUUCAGAGCUUUCUUGAGGUGUAGCAUGUUAGAGCUGCCCAGCAUGCUACAGCAACCCUAGACUGUCAUGACAGAGGUGCUUUAACACUACAGCCUGGUCAGCAACUGAUAACUCCUGGUUAGUUUUUCCUCUGUACAGUGUAGACUAUUUAAGAGCAUACUGUAGAUGGUAGCCUAUUUCUGGAGUUCUUACCUCACAGUGGAGUUCAUCUGUUGAGGAUGAAUGAAUAAGAAAUAAUACUGACAGCUUUUAGAUGGGAAGGUUGAAACUGCUGGUGAAAAUAUUUUUAUGUAAGGUGAGAAAGGGAUAGGAAAGGGUGACAGUAAGUAUGCUUUAAGAGGAGUUUUCUGUUAUGUGAUGCUUGGGAUAAAAUUUUUGGCAUUUUGAGACCAAUAAAAAUAAAUAAAAUUUCUAGGGCUUUCCUCCAUCCCAGCUCACAGGGCUGACCAGGCCAUAAUUCCACAGGGAUGUUCAAUUGCCACAGAGAUGUGCACAAUUACUAGAUCCUCCCUUCUGUAGAACUUAACUUUGCUUUGCUUAAAUUUGUUUAAAAACAGGUCUAAUUGAACUAGCAGAGUCACUGAACACAAAACAGGUGCCACAGUGUGAUUUACACCAACUUAGCUCAGUUUUUAACAGCUUUUGUGGAGCAGUACAGCUCUCCAGUCUGCCCAGGGCCUUACCAAGAGGGCUCGUGCCUUGAGAGGGCAAUUUGGGUCAGAGCAGCAAGGCAGGUAGGCUGCCCACAGCAGAGGCAUUACUUCCCUAAGAGAUUCCUGAACUGUUGACACAGUUCUUUUUUAUGACAGCUCCUGUCCUACUUUUCAGUGAGUGCUGGAGAGCUCAUGCUUGCAGUUCUGUCUGCCCAGGAGCUGCUGUCUGAAUUUUUUUCAGCUUUCCUUUCCCUGGACUUAUAUCAGUAACUAGUUUCACUGCAACAAGGAGGGAGGCAUAGUGCAAUUGUUUAUUCCUCUUUACAAAAUUACCUUCCUGUGCCAAGUACUCUCCAUCAUUCAAUUGCCAUGAGGUCUGAGGAUAGCAUCCACUUCCUUUUUUCCUGGAAGGAUGAUUAAACCCGUUAGCCUGCAGGGACUGGGGGAGCAUGCCAAUCCUCUGGUUCUCGCUUUGGGGGUUCCUCCUGCCCAGGGACUGCAGCUAAGCAGACCAUGUAACAGGGCUCUGGAGGAAGCAGGCUUGCACAGAAAGUUGUGCCUGCUGUUUCUCAAGAUGUCUUUCCCAAAAUAAGGCUGGCAUUUAAGUUGAGGCAUUGCCAGGUGAGUGCCCAUGAGUUGGCGUUGUUGCAUCAGCACCGAGCCUUGCCAAGACUGAAAACCACAGUCAGGAUUUUAUACUCAGCGUUCAGGAAUGUGAAGUGGAUGACACUGAAGAAAGAAUUUCUGAGCUGUUUUUCUUGGCUGCUAUCACAGGCAUGGAUAGUCUGUGGUUCUUGGGAAGAUACCCUGGUAGGAGGUAGCAUGGGGCUUGUGGGAGGGAGGGGUUCGAUAGAUUUCUACUGUGUCAGCCCUGGGGCUGAGGACUGAGAGCCUUGGGAGGAAAUGGAGCAUCACUCCACCACAUUUGUCACUUUUGGAAAUGCAGAGAGAAUUGUAUUUUCUAGCUCUAUUUUUUCAGCUGCUCUUAUGCAUUUUCCCCCUUCAUCUGUAUUGGUCUGCUCUGCAUGGAGACAAUAGAGAUGAAAUAAAUGGUUUUCCAUGUCA